GUCGCACAUCUGUGUCGUAGGCCAGUAAUGUCUUGAACAUGUAUCCCGUCUCUUUUAUACCGUUUACUUAUUAUGCAGAUACUGUUACAUUUUUGAGGCAAAUAAACAUACACCUUAACACCAUACAAUAAACCUUAAUGUUCGAUAAUAAAAUUCGAAAAUACUAAUAGACCCAGGCGCCACCUCGAGUCAAAUCAAACGGGGAGUUUAUGUUGUGUCUUGUGACCCAGGUUUCAGUUCCUGGCAAGGCUGCGUUUCCUUGUCGCCCUUGAUUACUGGAUUAUAUAUCAUUUGUGACAGAAUGUCGAAAAAAACAGGUAGAAAUUCAAAGACGGACGUGGACAGAGCCGCUAAAAGAGCAGCACAGAAUAUACGAAAGCAUAAACAGUCAAUGAGUUCCUAUUUAUCAGAAGAUGUGAAUUACGGAGGAUUUUCAAAUCAUCUCGCACUUUUGGGAUUGAAAUUGAGAGAUAUCCCCGGAGAUGGAAACUGUCUCUUUCGAGCUCUCGGUGAUCAAAUGGACGGUCAUUCAGAUAACCACCUUCGACAUAGAGAAGAAAUCGUGAAAUACAUGACUGAACAUAGGAGUGAUUUUGAACCAUUUGUGGAAGAUGAUAUCCCUUUCAAUCGUCAUGUUGAAAAUCUACGAAACCCUGGAACAUAUGCAGGAAAUGAUGCAAUUGUUGCAUUUGCCAGGAAAUACAAUGUCAAUGUGGUGAUUCAUCAACUUAAUGCUCCUAUUUGGACUGUGAAAGGCAAUGAACAGCCGAACUCCAGGCAACUACAUAUUGCAUAUCAUAAUGGAGAUCAUUAUUCAAGUAUUAGGAAGAUUAAUGACAACAGUAAUGGACCGGCUAAUGUGAAACUUGGUGAAUACAAGGAAACUGAAAAUCUUAUGCAAAGAAAGAAUGUGAAGAAACGAUCAGACAGUGUUUCUGAGUAUGAACUACAAAAAAUAAAACGAAUUAUUGAAGUAACAGGAUGUCAGGAUCGGAAGUUGAUUAGGAAAAUAUUGAAUGAAACUGGACAGGAUGAAGAUGAAACCGUCGGCCUCAUUCUACAAUCCUAUUUAUCAGAAGAUGAUGAAUCACCUAUGAGCUCGCCUAACCAGGAGAAAAAUGAUAAUAUAAAUCACAGAACAUCCAAUAAUUCAAUAUGGGAUAAGGAUGGUUCUGGAACAAGAAUAUUUGGUGGUCAUCAUUGUGCAACAUCCAACACAGGAAAACCAAAGAAGAAUAUAAAUGUGAACACUCCCCCUAAAAAGUUGACCAACCGGCAAAGACAGGAUCAAGCUCGACGAGAUAAGAAUAAGCGAAAAUCAGCAAGACGGAAAAACACACCAACCAGCGACUCUGAUGAAUCUGAGAUUAUGGUUAAAAAUCUAUCCAUGCUGAACAUAUAAUCACAGCCUUUUUUGUCAUUGCGUUUAAUAAUCACUGUGAUACCUUUUAGGAUAUGGUAUUUUACGUUUGGUAGAGUUUUUCAUUUGCAGGUAAAUCUGCACUUCUGGAUGCAGCCCAUAACGAAGUUUACAUUUGAACCUGUCCAACCACCACUUUGGGGGACUUUUUGGAAGGGAUGGAUUGUUCUCUCGAAUUCUUAUCCAUUUCAACCUGAGUGCGGAUUUCCGUCGAGCCCAAACUUUCUCCCUGCGCUCCUGAAAUCGUCUGUAAUAGGAAUAAUACAUUGAACUAGCAAGCUGGCCCAUUCGGGAAUGUAUGGUAGAUUCGUAUUGCAAUUUUGGGAUAAUAAAAUUUUUUGGUUAACAUGCUUUUUUUAAUUUCAUUUCUAUCAGUUAUGUUCAGUUCUUAAAAAGCAACAUUUGUUUUCCAUUUUUUCUUGCAAGGUAGUAAAUCCACUUCUUUCUGUAACCUAUGCUAUUAAUAAAUUUAAUUUUAUGCAGA
This is a messenger RNA of Styela clava, 1904 nucleotides long. Its product is annotated as OTU domain-containing protein 3-like. Gene Ontology annotation, biological process: protein deubiquitination. The record is from RefSeq and is a predicted model, not a curated record. Lineage: Eukaryota; Metazoa; Chordata; Ascidiacea; Stolidobranchia; Styelidae. Gene Ontology annotation, molecular function: cysteine-type deubiquitinase activity.